Seminavis robusta is the source of this 1236-nucleotide messenger RNA. NCBI's taxonomy places the organism in Eukaryota, Bacillariophyta, Bacillariophyceae, Naviculales, Naviculaceae. The record is from the annotation of a GenBank genome assembly.
AUGACAGUAGUGAACCGCGACGGCAAGGUGUCUGAACUACAAAAUGCUUUGAAUGCGUUUGACUUGGAUCAGAUUGCUUCUGUCUUUGUCUUGCCCAAGGUGGCUUCUACUAGCACUGCUAGUGGUAGAUCUACUAGUAGCAGCAGUGGUAAAAGCGUGUCAUUGCAAGACCACGGUCUGGAUUGGAGUUCCACGUUGACUCAGUACUGCAAUGCCAGUGAUGCCGCCCUUGCUGGCGACGCCUCCAAGAUGUUUGAGAGUCAAUGCGCGUUGCAUUCUAGUUUUCAUUCCGUGUUUUCUUCAUCCCAAGGGAAUUGGUUGGUUCCCACGCUCCACAUGAUUUGCAAAAUGACACACAAAGCUGCCAUUGCCGCGGAUCGAUACACAUCGACUAGCGCCAGUAGCAAAGACUCCAAUGCUCACUUGCAAAAGGCCGUUACUCUCCUCCAAGAAUCGUACAGCAAGACAUCCAACGACCGCCGAGAAUUCAAGGCCGAUGCACCGUUGGACGAUCAGGAAGGAUCCAAAAAAGCAGGAGUCCUCAAGAUUGUCAAUGAACUAUUUGCCAUUUACUUUCGACUCAAUACCCUACGACUCUGUAAAAAUCUACUACGUCCGGUAGAAUCCAGAAAACUACAUCAAAUGGGGAAAAUGGCCGACAUGGUCACCUACCGCUAUUACGUGGGACGACUCAACUUGUUUGAAGAUCAGUAUCAAGCGGCCGAACAGAGUCUCGAGUAUGCUCUAAAGCAUUGCCACAAGAAUGCGUUUGAGAAUAAACGUCGCAUCUUGCGCUAUCUCGUUCCCGUCAAACUAUUUCGAGGACGAUUGCCCAGUCUGCAACUCUUGGAAAAGUACGGGCUACUCGAAUUCUUGCCCAUUGUCGAAGGAGUUCGAACGGGAGAUUUGAGACUCUUUCAAGGUGGACUCGUCAAGUCACAAGACAUUUUCAUUCACCGCGGCACGUACUUGUUGUUGGAAAAAUGCAAGACGGUCUGUUAUCGAAACCUUUUCAAACGCAUUCAUGUCAUUACCGAACGACAUCAGAUUCCACUCAAUACUGUCGCAAAGUCACUCAAGUGGCUUGGAAUGCCCAUUGAUCUAGAUGAAGUCGAAUGUAUUCUCGCUAAUCUCAUCUUUCGAGGGUACAUUCGAGGAUAUCUAUCGCAUGCCAAACGAGUACUCGUACUGUCCAAACGAGAUCCGUUUCCCGUUUCUGCCGUCAUUAUGAAGUAA